CAUAACAAUGACUAUGAAGACACACCACACCCCUCACCCAACUCUGAUAGUACCCUCUCAACCAUUAAAGGAACAUACAUACCAUUUCAUUUCUCCUCUCUUGUACGUGAAAAACAUUAUUCCAAUUUCCAACCUCAAUCUUGCCACCAAAUGGCCAAGAGAUCAGAUUUUGCACAAAAGCUACUGGAUGAUCUCCGCCUAAGGAAAGAACGAAUGGCUUCAACUCAGAGGUCAAACCAGUCCCACCAUUUGCCUAUAGAUGCAUAUGCUUACACCAAGCAAACAUACAGAGGAUCCAGAAAUUCAAAAGCUAACGAAAUUGUUAGUUCCAGAACUGGGGAUAUGCUGAAUAGUUCUAGCAGAAGCCACAGAUCAGUAAGCAAUGGACAAGUUUCAAAUCAGAUGGUUCCAUUUGGCAAAGGUCAGAGCUCAGGGCAAACGAGUGAUGUGUCCCUUGCCCUGGCUUUUGCCUUUGAGAAUGGAGGGAAACUAAGAAGCAAUGAUUCAAUUAUGGGUUUCCUUCACCAAAUUAAAAGGGGAACAUUGGAAUUCAGCGUAUCAGAAAGACAAUUAGCUUCAACUAGCAACUAUCCAAUGCAAAUUAACGAGAUAUCCAAAGGUGCACAGAAACUAAACCAGAUAUUGAGAGCCUGCUCCAACGGUCUUAACAUGGACACGUAUUCAGUACAAUUUGCAAAGGAACUAUUACAAGGAGCUAUUGAUUUGGAAGAGUCCCUCAGGAUGCUAGUAGACCAGCAAAAUAAUACACAGUUUAUGAUUGCCCCGCAGAAGAAAAAUCGAAUCACACUAUUAGAGGAAGAUGAUGACGAUGACAAUGACACAAGGACGGAAAUGCAACUGGCACGACCAACUUUCUCUUUUGACAAGCACACUACUCAGAACAUCCAACAACUUGGAAAGGCUAUUUUCAUGCAGAGGCCAAUUAAUCUUACCAGCUCUAACGAAGGCAGAAACUCAAAUGAUGAAAACAAAAAUGUGAAGAGACAGGUUUCUCAGAAGCGAUCAAAUAAAACUAGCUCUACCUCUGAAGGGAAAAACCAGGCGGCCUCCAACCCAGAGAAGGGCAGGAUUCCAAAUGUAAUAGCCAAAUUAAUGGGGCUGGAGAUCCUUCCUGAGAAAGUGGAAAUGGAAUCGAAACACAUGAGCCUACAGAAAAGGGAAGGAAUAUCAUCCAAGCAUACUGCAAAAGGAGGCACUAAGAAGACUGAACUGAAGAGCAAAGAAGCUGAUAAUUUGUUGCUUAUGAAAAACCAAAAAGUGAUAGGAGCCUUCAAGAUGCCUGCAACUCAGGGUGAAGAUAUGAUAUUUGGAGCAAAUAAAAAUUUUCUUGUCAAAAAGACCAGCUCUGGGGUGGCUGCUCAGAAUGAUGGAAUAAAAGCACUGAAAGGAUUUGACAAGCCUACUAAAAGUUCCCCUCAGAAGAACCUUAAUAGAGAAAGUGAAAAGGAUGUUCAGGAGAUAGGAAGAAAACAGGAUCACCCAACUAACAAUAACAAGGAACAGAAAGGCACCGUAAAGGGCAGAACCAACGUUCCAAUUCUUAACAAUAUGCUGCCCCAGCUAGAACAGGUGCAUGAAAGAUCAGAAGUCAAGUCCUCGAUUCAGGAAGGCAAGGAAAUCAAUGAAAAUAUUGUUCAGCCCGAAAAAAGACAAACAAACAAGCACAUCGUGAACAAUGAAAAGAAAUCUCGAAACAAUGUUGGAGUACAUAAGUCAUACGUACUCUCCAAAAAUGUGCCUCAGGAAGAAAAGCAUAGCAGAGAACAACUUCAGCUGAGGGAAGAACAAAUGUUGAUGAUGAGACUACAAGGAGGGAGUGAAAUGACAUUCAAGAGUUCACCAAAAUCCCCUCAUCAAUUGAUCAAUCCUCAAAAGAAGCAGCUAUCCAUGAACCAGACCACACUGUUUAAGAAAAACUCUGGAGAAAAAAAUGUUGCUGCUAUGAAAUCGGAAGGCUUUUUAACUAAUCACUAUGAUCUAGUCAGAGAUGAAGCGUCCAAUGACACAAAUGAGAAAGUCAAAGAAAUUAUCAAUAGGAAGUCAGGCCAAAUUUUCUCUCCAAGAGAUCAAGAAUUUGAACGAGCUAAGCGAAAUGUCAUCAAAACUUUGAUGGAUGAAAAACACUUCUAUAAACUGGCCAGCAAGAAAACAAAGAAUACCAGAAAGAAAAAAGUUGACAUGCCUGGAAAGAUUGAUCACAUGUUGACCGGAAGAAAUGGAGCCAAGUUCAUUACUAAACAAGGAAAACAACAGAUCCCCCCUUCUGACAAAUUCGAAGUUUUGAAUGAAUUAGAAAAAGAAAGGGUUGGCAUGUUAAGAGAAAGAGAUGCACACAUCAUUAGCUCCAAUGAACCAGUAUCAGUGGCCGUGACCGAACCAUUGGAUGUGAGGCGCCAACCCCAUAAAGAAGCUGAACUGCCUCCUGCAUUAUACAGCUCUGUUGGUGGAGAACUUCAAAGCCAACAAGAAUUUGUAGCUACAGUUCCCAAUGAUUUGCAUGUCCAAGAUGCGCAAUCGGCAGCAAUCAACUUGCAAGAUCAAGCAGUUACUUUGGCUGCAGAUAAAAGAUUAAUGACUGGUGAAGUGGCAUUACAUAAAAAAAAUGGAAUUCAGGAAGGCAGACUGUGUGUCAACCACUCAAGCCUACAAGAUCAGAAUAUUUCUGAAAUAAGCAUCCAACAGCCACUAACCGAAAGUGAAAACUUCCUCAAGUGGAUUCUGGUCAUGAAUCAACUAUUCGUCAACACUGCAGAAGCACUUUUCAAACUCAACAUCCCAUUUAAUUUUCUUCAAGGAGGUGGUCGGGAGAAUCAAGACGAAGGUAGCAAACUCAUAUUAGACUGUGGAUAUGAAGUGAUGAAAAGAAAGGGGAUACGGCAAGAACUUAAAGUUCAUAGUCGUUCGAAGAUAUCAAUGGGUACCAAGAACAUAAUAUCCUUAGAUGACUUAGUUAGGCAGCUGAAUAAAGACCUUGAGAAGCUUAAAUUCUACGGAAGGAAAAAAUGUGGCCAAGUUGAUACUGAGGACUACCUGCAUAAAAUGCUUGAACAUGAUGUUUAUGAUAAAUAUCCAGACAUAGACUGCAUGUGGGAUUUGGGUUGGAAUGAUGAGACAUUUGCAUUUAUUGAGAAAUAUGAUGUUAUAAGGGAUACAGAAAAGCAUAUACUUAGUGUUCUUCUGGAUGAGAUCACCGUAGAAUUUUUCAUGUUCAACCAGGAUUGAUUAUGACAAUCAUACACUGAACUAUAGAAAGAGAGCUGCUCUAAGGAAGGGGGACAUGGGGCCAAGUUUUUCACGUGUAAUUUUUUUAAUGCAAUUUUGUGCUUUGUAAUUUAUAAGGAUGAGAAUUUUUUUUUGUUAAUAAGAAUAACGAUUUGAUUAA
Molecule: messenger RNA, 3403 nt
Organism: Cajanus cajan (pigeon pea)
Lineage: Eukaryota; Viridiplantae; Streptophyta; Magnoliopsida; Fabales; Fabaceae
Source: RefSeq, a predicted model, not a curated record